Scophthalmus maximus (turbot) is the source of this 4933-nucleotide messenger RNA. RefSeq names its product solute carrier family 6 member 1b (gene slc6a1b). NCBI's taxonomy places the organism in Eukaryota, Metazoa, Chordata, Actinopteri, Pleuronectiformes, Scophthalmidae. The transcript has 15 exons. Gene Ontology annotation, molecular function: gamma-aminobutyric acid:sodium:chloride symporter activity. The record is from RefSeq and is a predicted model, not a curated record. Gene Ontology annotation, cellular component: cell surface; plasma membrane; axon. Gene Ontology annotation, biological process: neurotransmitter transport; sodium ion transmembrane transport. Bases 591 to 2429 code for a protein of 612 amino acids.
GAGGAUGCUCCGCUCUCAAACCCGCUGCCAUCUCAGUGGUGGAAAUGUUGGCGUUGGGGAGGGUCGACUUUGAGGUGACAUUGGCGCUGUGCAGAUGAGAGUGAGGAUCCUUUGCGCUCCAUGUUACGUCCCUGCUCGCUUCAGCUCAGACGGCGGCAGCUCCUUUCCCCGUCUUCUCUCCCCUCCUCUCUUUCAGCACCACUCCCUUAAGGACAGCACCUCGCUCUCGAAGACGCAUUUUGUCCGCCAUCCUCCCCCCCUCAGGAUCGUAUGUGCUCGCUCGCUCGCGAAGUUUCCACAUCGGUGUUAUCCUGCAAAAGUGCGAGGAAGUAACUUUUCCUUCAAAUUCGGAUUUCCCCAGCGGGAAAACACCGUGGCGAGGAAAAACAUUUGACUUGGUCGCUGGAGCGCUGCGAAGGUGCCUCUGCUUCUGCCCAUAAUCAUUCUCACUGCCCCGAUUAUUCGCCCCCGCUCGGCUGCUGUCUGCAGGAGCGAGGUGUAUACGCGACGGAGAAGCUGCUGUCUGUCUGGACCGGUGCUGAAACCCCCUCCUCUCCACUGGUCAGGACUAACCGACACUCACAGUGACCAUGGCCACCAACGGGACCAAAGCCUCGGACGGACACGUCUUAACGGAGACUGUGAAUGACGCGCCCACCACCGCCGCCACCACCACCACCACCACCACGCCAAACGACAAACCCAAAACCCUGGUAGUGAAAGUGCAGAAGAAACAGGACGUACCCGAGAGAGAAACGUGGGCUGGGAAAUUUGACUUUCUUCUCUCUUGUGUCGGAUACGCAAUCGGACUCGGGAAUGUCUGGAGAUUUCCUUAUUUAUGUGGAAAAAACGGAGGAGGGGCCUUCUUGAUUCCUUACUUUUUGACCCUCAUAUUUGCUGGUAUGCCCCUGUUCUUUCUGGAGACGGCUCUUGGUCAGUACACUUCUAUUGGAGGGCUUGGAGUGUGGAAACUGGCUCCCAUGUUCAAAGGUGUGGGUCUGGCUGCUGCAGUUCUGUCCUUCUGGCUCAAUAUCUAUUACAUUGUAAUAAUUUCCUGGGCUCUUUACUAUCUGUACAAUUCCUUCACUGCUGAUCUGCCAUGGCAGACUUGUGGCAAUCCCUGGAACACAGACCGCUGCUACACCAACUACAGCAUCCCAGACACCAGGAACCUCACCAGCGCCGUGGUGGAGUUCUGGGAACGUAACAUGCACCAGCUGACCGAUGGCCUGGAGAAGCCCGGGGAGGUCCGGAUCCCGCUGGCCAUCACACUCGCUAUUGCGUGGGUGCUCGUCUAUUUCUGUAUCUGGAAGGGGGUCGGCUGGACGGGCAAAGUGGUCUACUUCUCGGCCACAUACCCUUACUUUAUGCUCUUCAUCCUGUUUUGCCGUGGCAUCACUCUGCCUGGUGCAAUUGACGGGAUCCGCUUCUACAUCACACCAGACUUUGCAAAGCUCAAGGAGUCUGAGGUGUGGCUGGACGCUGCCACUCAGAUCUUCUUUUCCUACGGGCUGGGAUUAGGUUCUCUGAUUGCUCUCGGCAGCUACAAUCCCUUCAAGAACAACGUGUACAGAGAUUCUAUCAUUGUCUGCUGCAUCAACUCCUUCACCAGCAUGUUCGCUGGCCUCGUCAUCUUCUCCAUCGUGGGAUUCAUGUCCAAUGUAACAAAGAGACCCAUCGCUGAUGUGGCGGCCUCAGGGCCUGGCCUGGCGUUUUUGGCUUAUCCUGAGGCUGUCACCCAGCUGCCCAUCUCUCCCCUCUGGGCCAUCCUCUUUUUCUCCAUGCUGCUGAUGCUGGGAAUUGACAGCCAGUUCUGCACCGUGGAAGGCUUCAUCACUGCACUGGUUGAUGAAUUCCCCCGGGCUCUCCGAAAACGCAGAGAGAUCUUCAUUGCUGUCGUCUGCCUUAUUUCCUACAUCAUUGGACUGUCCAACAUCACCCAGGGUGGACUGUACGUGUUCAAGCUAUUCGACUAUUAUUCAGCCAGUGGAAUGUCCCUGCUCUUCCUGGUCUUCUUUGAGUCCAUCUCAAUUUCAUGGUUCUAUGGUGUGGACAAAUUCUAUGACAACAUCGAGGAAAUGAUCGGCUACAGGCCGUGUCUGUGGUGGAAGGCCUGCUGGCUCGUUUUCACUCCGCUCAUUGUGGCUGGGGUCUUCUUGUUCAGUGCAGUGCAGAUGGUUCCCCUCACCAUGGGUGACUACGUGUUCCCGUCCUGGGGUCAGGGGGUCGGCUGGUGCAUGGCCCUCUCCUCCAUGAUUCUCAUCCCCGGCUACAUGGUCUACAUGUUCCUCACACUCAAAGGCACAUACAAAGAGCGCCUCCGGAUGAUGAUCAAGCCUGUGGUACUGGUGAAGGCUCAGGAAAACGGGCCGGACCAGCAGACAGAAAACCAGAAUCAGGACCCUGCCAACGAGGAAGCCUACAUUUGAAACCUCCGCCUGUUGCUGUUUCAACAGCCAGACUGGCACAAUACUACAUAAAAAAAUGUAAUCACGGUUGGGAACGACCACCAGACUUCUAUGUCUGCUUUUAUUCACCUACCUCCUGGGGACACGUGAGACCAACCUGAUUACACAGUUGUUUUUAGUGGGUUUUCUGUUUGUUUAUUUGUAUAAUACAGAGUUAUAAAACUUAAAAAGGAAAAACAAACUACCCAGCAAAGUUGUUGUGAUAUUAUGAAUUUCAUUAUGCAAAAAAGUGAGUCUUUUUAGGAAAGGAGACGUGACUUAGGAAAUUACUCUAUAUUGAACAUAUAAUUUAAAUUUGGAGGCCCACGUUGAUUAAAUAGUAGGUAUUGUGCUACUUUGAAGAUAUUAAUUAAUCUACUAAAAUACAAUUACUGUACAAAGAAAAAAUAUUGGUAAUUGCAUUUUUGCUUGUAAAUGAAUACAUACAUUAAAUGAAUGCAGUGUAGUAGACGGAAGAAAAUGCAAUUUGAAAGUAUGUAAAAGUGAAAAUUGAUCAUUGUCCGAUUUAAGGCAAAGAAAAUCUGGGAAUGUGCAACAGGUGAGGCCAAAACGGCUUGUAUGUGUAAAAUAUGAUUUAGUCAGACUAUCACUCCCUUGCAGGAUCCUGCAGUUUGCCUGAAAUGUUUACCACCCAUGUCUGGGGCUACCUUUGAAAAGCACAAGUAAAGUAUGGAAUUUGAAGCGUCCAGCUUUUUCUUUUUCCUUUUUAGGCUCGAUUCAAACCUGUGGCCAUAGCAAAAAUAACUAACAUAGCAUUACAUAGCAAGAGACUGUUAUAAUUGUUUCUUUGUUUUCUAAAGAACAAUAACUUUGUAUGUUGUCUGAAUCUUUUUUGUAGAAUCACUUUUAGGUCGUUUUUCUAUAUGUGAGAGUGAGAAGGACCAAAAUCAUACUCAAGUUUGAAAAGUUUGGUGCAGACCGUUGACACGCUGACUAUCACUGGAUUAAAUCAAGCCUCCCCUACUGCCUCACCACAGCGUCAGGCUUAGCAAAUGCAGCAUCCGCCUACAAGCACAAUUUGGAUCUGUAAACUACCACCUGUAACAAUAAAGGUGUAGCCAUUACAGAAAUCCCACGUUUGCACUGUGCGUUCAAUAUUUCUGGCUGAGGGGGAUUAUUUAUGGAUUAUAGAUUUUCCUUUUAACAACCAGUUCAGUGGAAAGAGAGAGUUGUGUUGCAAUAAGCCAAUGCUAUUUCAGAUCUGCUGUGUAUUUUAAACUGUGAAUGAUUAGGUUGCAGGGACUGCAGCAUUGGAGACUUUAUUAUGGAUUUCUAUGAUAGCUACCACUAUUCUGACAGGAACCGUUUACUUGUGUAUCUGUUUAGUAACCCACUCCUCAGGAACAAAGGUGGAUGUGACCAAAUUCUCUCAGAUACUACCAUUUUACGCUGAAACAAUUAAUGCUGUGUUUUAAGAAAAAAAAAAAUGCAACUAAUUUCAAAUUUCUGCCAUUUUCUCCCAUUUAUCCAAAAUGCUGCAUGAAGCAGCAACGAAACACGAACACUCAAAUCAGCAUGUACGUACUUGGGCUUCCUCGAAAGCUGAUCCAAAUAGUUGCCUCUUUUUCUGUGUGCUAGCAUCAUUUCUUUCAGUGUAAGUGAACAGUGAUGGCCUUCACUCAGUCAUUUUAGUUGAAGCCAUUGUGUGUUUCUGUCCUGUGGCAGGUGCAGAUUUCUAAUAUCAGACUUGGCGAGAGAAAAUGGCUGCAAAAAGCACUGUUAGCACAACAGGACAUAGCCAGAUACUAUAUAGGCCAACACCACUGAAACUACUCCUUUAUAGGGUAAAGGAAAACCUAUUAUUACAUAUCAUACAUAUUGGCGAUGUUAAAAUAUAAAUGUAAGAACCGUCUUUGUGACAGACCACAGAUAUCAUCGUAUUACUAUGAAGAAAGAUGAAGAAAAUUUGCUUCUGUGGCAGCUACGUGCGACAGGAAUCCCGUUAUUUUUCUUUUAUCUAUGUUUUUCUUUUCAAAGAUAUGUGAAUAUAAAUGUGCAAUGACAAAGGGUUCUGUGAAUUUUGUAUAAAGCUACCAUACUGCAGUUUUCUCUCUUGAAUGAUGUUGUAAACUGGACUGUGUAAUACAUGUAUCUGUGAAUGUCCGUACACCUGAGUUUUUCUUUUCUUUUGUCUAAAUGUUGAACAAAAAAAAAGGUGAUAUUAUUUGCUGUUUUCUGCAAUAAUAUUAUUAUCUCAGAAACUAAAGCACAUAUCUCUCUCAACUGUAAAAAAAAAUAUAUAAUUACAAUAACAGAAUAGAGUAAUAAUAAAGAUAAUAAUAAUGUAAUAGAAAUGUCUAGUAAGAGAAUAUUGUUUUGUAUAUUUUUAGCUGUUUCAUGGGCCUAAUGUAAAAUAUUCUAUGUAAAAAAAAAAUAUAAUAAAUGUCUUUAGAUGGUGUUAUAUGAAAAAGCAUGAUCGCGAUGUAUGUUAUCUGCAAAAAUAAAUAAAGACCUAUAGAUUAUAA